AUGGCCCCCGACGUUCCCGAUUGGCAAGCGCCGCUCACCGCCGUGCAGAAACAGAUCGACGAGCUCGUCGCGCUUUUCCGCAACUCCCACCCUUCAUCAUCCUCCACCAUGGAUAACCACAAUCCUCGUGGCCCGCUGGUUCGUCUGGACGUUCCGCGCUUUGACGGCGAUGAUCCUCAUUCAUGGAUCUUCAAAAUUGAGGAAUACUUCGCAUACCACAACACACCAGACACGCAACGCCUCCAAAUCGUUGCGUUCCAUCUCGACGGCAAGGCCUCCACAUGGUUUCAAUGGCUGAAAUCACAACAUAUGCUAUCGACAUGGCCGGAUUUCUUAGCCCGCGUUCGCGCGCGCUUUGGUCCCUCGCAAUUUGAGGACCCCGAAGGCACGCUAGCCAAACUCACACAACAAGGUUCUGUUGGUGAUUACCAAUCCACCUUCGAAUCUUUAAUGGGACGCGUCACGGGUAUCUCUGAACCUCUUCUUAUAUCCUUUUAUAUAUCUGGGCUCCAGCCAUCUAUCCGUCGUGAAUUACAGAUGAAUCGACCAUCAACGUUGGAUGAGACUUUCGCUCUUGCUCGGGUAUUCGAAAGCAAGUACUCAGAGGACCCGCCCAGCCACCACGGCUCCAACCGGCAGUUCAACAGGCCGGCAUAUUCGCCCUCUUCCGUGCCUCGGCCACCACCAGCUCACACGCCAACACCACCACCAUCGAGCCACCCCAUCACCACACCGCCUAUCACUGGGCCUCGUCGCGAAACCACCACGGCUGUCCCGGUCCGACGCCUUACCCCGGCAGAAACUCGCGAGAAGCGCGAGCGCGGUCUCUGUUUCCACUGUGACCAAAAGUGGAACCCCGCCCAUCGUUGCAAAUCAAAAGGCACUGUCAUGCUUUUAGAGGGAGAUGACAUCGAACCUUCGGAGGAUAUUGAACCCACCGAACCCGCUGAUCACUCUUUGGAUGAGACACUUAUCAUGGGCGAUAUCUCUAGCCUGCACUCAUUGUCCGGCGCUACUCACCCCCGAUCUCUUCGUUUAUGGGGCACCACGCUCAAUCAACGCUUUCAGGUAAUGAUCGAUAACGGUAGUACUCACAAUUUCAUUACACCUGCCCUUGCAGAGCGCCUCAAGUUGCCACUCUCACCGGUUCCCAGCUUUCGAGUCCGUAUCGGCAACGGUGACUCUAUUAUCUGCCAGCACGUCUGCCACCACACCACUAUCAACCUCCAAGGCACCGACUUCACUCUGGAUCUCUUUAUGUUGCCCAUCAAAGGCCCCGACGUCAUUCUCGGCAUUCAGUGGCUACAAGAAUUGGGCCGUGUGCUACACGAUUAUAGUCACGGUCGCAUGGAGUUCACGUGGAAUGGUCAACAAGCCCUACUCCAAUCUGAUGAGGUUGAUUCACUAUUUGAAUUAUGGAUGCUCCUGACCGACGAACCCGCUGUCCCAUCUAUUCCUCUUACUGAACUCCAGGAUGUUUCUUCCUAUUUUCGUCCGCUCCUGACUCAGUUCGCCGACGUAUUUACAGCACCAACGGGACUUCCUCCACAUCGUCUCUUUGAUCAUCGUAUCCAUCUGGACCCAGGUUCCAAACCAAUCAACGUUCGCCCAUACCGCUACCCUCACUUCCAGAAGAGCGAGAUGGAACGUUUGGUCCAAGAAAUGCUCGAUCAGGGCAUUAUACGCCCCAGCCACAGCCCAUUUUCAUCCCCAGUGCUAUUGGUUCGGAAGAAGGAUGGCUCUUUCCGCUUCUGCGUUGAUUAUCGCGCCUUGAACGCGGUAACCGUUAAAGACAAAUUUCCAAUUCCCACCGUCGAUGAACUCAUUGACGAAUUGGGCACUUCAACCAUCUUCUCCAAGCUCGAUCUGCGCGCCGGGUUUCACCAAAUCCGUAUGCACAAUCAAGACAUUUUCAAGACGGCAUUCCGGACUCACGACGGCCAUUAUGAGUUUCUAGUGAUGCCAUUCGGCUUAUCUAAUGCUCCGUCUACGUUUCAGGCCACUAUGAACUACGUUCUCAAGAAAUUUUUGCGUUGUUUCGUCGUCGUCUUCUUUGACGAUAUACUUAUCUACAGUCGCUCCAAGUCCGAACAUCUUGAGCAUUUAUCCGCCGUGCUCUCCUGCCUUCGCACCAACUGUCUCUACGUCAAGCUCUCUAAGUGCUCUUUUGGGACUUCGUCUGUCACCUACUUGGGUCAUAUCGCGGCGGAGAUCGUGGAGGAAGGAGAAGGGUUCGCCGGCUGGAGAAUAGGUGGCGGAGGUCGUGGAGGAAAGAGGGUUUGCUGGGGGGAGGCGGCGGAGGCCGUGGAGGAAGGAGAAGGGUUUCGGGAUGGAGAAGAGGCAGCGGAGGUCGUGGCGACGGGGGAUCCAACUCUCUCCUCUCUCUCCGCAUCUGGCUUAGGAAAAUUGGAGUUGGAGUUGGGGAAUUGGGUAUUUGGUUUGGAGAGUUUGCUGGGGAAAGGCGGCGGAGGCCGUGGAGGAAGGAGGAGUGUCCGUCGACUGGAGAACAGGCGGCGGAGAUUGUGGAAGAAGGAGGAGGUUUCGCCGACCGGAGAAGAGAACAGAGACUUGAGCUUUGCCUCGCCGGAGGGAGGGGCUCUGCUGGUGGGGGAGAAGUGGCAGCGGUGGUGGUCUAGAGAUGAGAUAGAGUGA
Molecule: messenger RNA, 2652 nt
Organism: Salvia miltiorrhiza (redroot sage)
Lineage: Eukaryota; Viridiplantae; Streptophyta; Magnoliopsida; Lamiales; Lamiaceae
Exons: 3
Coding region: 1-2652 (883 amino acids)
Source: RefSeq, a predicted model, not a curated record